Amphiprion ocellaris (clown anemonefish) is the source of this 2922-nucleotide messenger RNA. RefSeq names its product tripartite motif-containing protein 16-like. Lineage: Eukaryota; Metazoa; Chordata; Actinopteri; Pomacentridae. The transcript has a single exon. Gene Ontology annotation, molecular function: zinc ion binding; protein binding. The record is from RefSeq and is a predicted model, not a curated record. Bases 268 to 1935 code for a protein of 555 amino acids.
AGCUCUGCUGUAAAAAGGUUCAACACUCAGCCUCUCUCUGCUCUUCCUGGAAUGAAGCUCAGCCUGAUAACCCUCCUCCUCUUCCUGAUCUACAAACACAGCAGCUCAUAUUUCCACACCUUUCCUGGUUCCUCCCCUUCAGAUCUGCACUCAGGAAGAAGCUGACAGGAACCGUUCACUGCAGGAACACAUUUGUAGAUCAGCGUUCAGACGAGUUUCAUGUACGAGGAAGUCAAACACAAACAGUCUGUGUGACCAAGAGGAGAAAUGGCGCAGCAAAGAAAUCAGCCAGAUUCAGAGAAAUUCUCUUGUUUCAUCUGUCUGGAUCUACUGAAGGAUCCGGUCACUACUUCCUGUGGACACAGCUACUGCAUGGACUGUAUUAAAACACACUGGGAUGGAGAGGAUCGUAAGAGAAUCUACAGCUGCCCUCAGUGCAGGAAGACUUUCACACCGAGGCCUGACCUGCAGAAAAACGUCCUGUUAGCAGAGUUAGUGGAGGAGCUGAAGAAGACUGGACUCCAAGCUGCUGCUGCUGAUCACUGCUAUGCUGGACCUGAAGAUGUGGCCUGUGAUGUCUGCACUGGGAGGAAGAUGAAGGCUGUCAAGUCCUGUCUUGGCUGCCUGAUUUCUUACUGUGAAAAUCACCUCCAACCUCACUAUGAUGUGGCUCAACUACAGAAACACCAGCUGGUGGAACCCUCCAAGAACCUCCAGGAGAACAUCUGCUCUCGUCAUGAUAAGAUGAAGGAGAUUUUCUGUCUCACUGAUCAGCAGUUGAUCUGUCAUCUCUGCACAAUGGAUGAACAUAAAGGCCAUAAAACAGUCCCAGCAGCAGCAGAAAGGAAGAAGAAGCAGAAGAAGCUGAAGGUGAGUCGACUAAACAUCCAGCAGAGAAUCCAGGACAGACAGAAAGAUGUGAAGCUGCUUCAACAGGAGCUGGAGGACAUCAAUGUCUCUGCUCAUAAAACAGUGGAGGACAGUGAGAAGAUGUUCACCCAGAUGAUCCAUCUCAUCCAGAAAAGACUCUCUGAGGUGAAGCAGCAGAUCAGAUCCCAGCAGGAGACUGAAGUGAGUCGAGUCAAAGAGCUUCAGGAGAAGCUGGAGCAGGAGAUCAGAGAUCUGGAGAGGAAAGACGCUGAGCUGAAGCAGCUCUCAGAUACACCAGAUCACAGCCAGUUUCUCCACAACUACCCCUCAGUGUCAGCACUCAGUGAGUCCACACACUCAUCCAGCAUCAACAUCCGUCCUCGGAGACACUUUGAGGACGUGACAGCAGCUGUGAAGGAGCUCAGAGAUCAACUACAGGACAUUCUGAGGGACACACGGACAAACAUCUCACUGGCAAUCACUGAAGUGGAUGUUUCACUGUCAGGACCAGAACCAGAACCAGAACCAAAGAGCAGAGAUGAGUUCUUAGAAUAUUCAAGAGAAAUCACUCUGGAUCCAAACACAGCACACGGACGUCUGGAAUUAUCUGAAGGAGACAGAAAAGUCUCCAACAGAUCCAUUGGAUAUUGUCAGUGCCUGAGUAGAGAGAGUCUGACUGGACGUUGUUACUAUGAGGUGGAGUGGAGAGGAGAAGGAGUUUAUGUAGCAGUCGCAUACAAGAAUAUCUGCAGAGAUGGAGGCUUAUAUGAAUGUGGAUUUGGUCUCAAUUACAAAUCUUGGUCUUUACGUUGUGACAUCGACAGUUACUCAUUUUGGUACAACAACACUGAAACGCUCAUCUCUGGUCCUCAGUCCUCCAGAAUCGGAGUCUAUCUGGAUCACAGAGCAGGUAUUCUGUCUUUCUACAGCGUCUCUGAAACCAUGACUCUCCUCCACAGAGUCCAGACCACAUUCACUGAACCCAUACAUGCUGGAGUUUGUCUUUUCUACGAUUCAGACACUGCCGAGUUCCUUCAACUCAAACAGAGCACUUCCAGUGUCUGAGGGUCGGUUCAUGUUCAGCCCUGAUUUAAGUUCAUGAUCUACAGUUUACUUCUGUAGUUGCAGCAUUAAUUAGUCACAUGACGACGGAACUGUUUAAUUCUUAAAUGUUUCAUUUUUAAAUCUUCUUUCACCUUCUGAAACAUUUCUUGAUUUUGCUUUCCAUAUCUGACAAGAAAUUGAAUGUUUUGUGGGUUUGGAUUCAAACUGUUUGAUUGUUGAGCUGUGGGUGAUUAAAAAAUUUGUUUUAGUAUUUUCUGACAUUUUACGCUCAAAAUGACUGACAAAGAAAAUAAUCAGAUUGAAAUAAUCAUUAACUGAAGUCCUGUAAUCCAUAGUUUCAUCAUUUAUUUGAUAUUUUCUGUGUGACAGUUGAGAUUAUUGUUGAUGAACAACCAGUUUGUCUAAAUGGAUUUGAGUCAAUGUUUUUACUUUUUUGGUCUUUUUGUCUCUUUGCAGUUUUGUGUCAGAAAGCUGAAACAUAAAAUGUGCAUCUGUACCAGUUUGACACAUGAAAUCAUGAAAUUCACAUUUUAUUCUUUGCAUUUUAUUGUAAAUAUUUCCAUGUUUUCACAUUUUACUUUCUCAGAAACUAUUUUGCAACUUAAGAGUUGCAUGAAAAUGUUCUUCUGAAUCUGAUCUUUGCUUUCCUUUGAUUUGAAUCCAUGUUUCUUCGAUCUCAUGUUAUUGAUGCAUUUAUGGAACCAGCUGAGAUGAAGGAAAAAUCAGAUUUUUAUUCAAAUGUGCACUUCAUUUCUCUUUUACACAGAUAUAUGUACAGAAUGUGUUGGAUUUGUUUUUGUUUUUUUUGUGGGUUUUCUGGUUGAAAAUAAUGAUAUUUUAUUACAGUCAAUAGACAUUUAAUAAUCUGACUUGGUGGCUUUUGAAAUCUUGUUGGUGUGUUUUGUUUUGUUUCUAACAGUCGACAAACUUGUGAUUCAGCUUCAUGUUAAUCUGCAAAUAAACAACAAUAAAAGAACAGAGCCUGAA